Lampris incognitus (smalleye Pacific opah) is the source of this 732-nucleotide messenger RNA. It is a transcript of the gene eef1akmt1, whose product is annotated as EEF1A lysine methyltransferase 1. The coding region runs from base 79 to 732 and encodes 217 amino acids. Gene Ontology annotation, molecular function: nucleic acid binding; protein-lysine N-methyltransferase activity. Gene Ontology annotation, biological process: methylation. The transcript has 5 exons. The record is from RefSeq and is a predicted model, not a curated record. NCBI's taxonomy places the organism in Eukaryota, Metazoa, Chordata, Actinopteri, Lampriformes, Lampridae.
CUGAUGCCGACAGUUGUCGCGAAGAAGUGGACCACAGAAACGUAAAGGAGUUUUACCCACCGUUUCCCCUCACCAGUUAUGAAUGACAGCGAUGACGACGCUCCUGUGCUGUCUGCGGCAACGCUGGCCGCUCUGCAGGAGUUUUACGAGGAGACCAGGAACUGUCAGCAGCACAACGCCACCUCCUCUGACAGGUUCGCUGUCGGAGCUGUGGAGGAGGACUGGCGGAUGAGCCAAUUCUGGUACAGUGAUGACACAGCAACACGGUUAGCUGAGGAGGUCAUACGUGAAGCUGGGGAGGGAGGCAGGAUAGCAUGCUUGAGCGCGCCCAGUGUGUACCAGAAGUUGAAGCAGGGGGCGGUGGAGGGUUCUGACCACGUGUCCACCGUGGUGCUUGAGUAUGACCGCCGCUUCGCCAGGUACGGCCAGGAGUUCAUCUACUACGACUAUAAGGAACCCCUCGUUCUGCCAGAUGGUGUAGCGCCUCAGAGCUUCGACAUCGUCCUCGCCGACCCCCCGUACCUGUCAGAAGAGUGUUUAGGCAAAGUGGCUGAAACUAUCAAGUACCUGACUAAGGGCAAGGUGCUUCUCUGCACAGGAGCCAUCAUGGAGAAGCACGCCAAAGAUCUCUUGGAUCUGAAAAUGUGCAACUUCCUCCCACAGCACAACAAGAGCCUGGGCAACGACUUCCGAUGCUUUGUUAACUAUCCCUCGCUCCUCCUGUCCUGCUGA